Messenger RNA from Strongylus vulgaris, 228 nucleotides. NCBI's taxonomy places the organism in Eukaryota, Metazoa, Nematoda, Chromadorea, Rhabditida, Strongylidae. The record is from the annotation of a GenBank genome assembly.
AUGUCCAUGCUAUUUCUUUACUUUACUAUCGCUAUCCUUGUGAUGGUUAAAGCUACCAGUGACAGUGGUUGCUCUGCUGAGUAUGAGAUACCAACAACUACGAAGUCAUCGAAAACCGAAGCCGAAGAGGUUCCAAAACCAGAACCAUUAGAGAAAGUAGAUGAAACCCUUGCAGAUGAGCAAACUGCGCGCCCUCUGAAAGAAACUGAUGAACAGGUGCAAAGGUAA